Messenger RNA from Sardina pilchardus (European sardine), 726 nucleotides. RefSeq names its product trace amine-associated receptor 13c-like. NCBI's taxonomy places the organism in Eukaryota, Metazoa, Chordata, Actinopteri, Clupeiformes, Clupeidae. Gene Ontology annotation, molecular function: trace-amine receptor activity. Gene Ontology annotation, cellular component: membrane. The record is from RefSeq and is a predicted model, not a curated record. Gene Ontology annotation, biological process: G protein-coupled receptor signaling pathway. Bases 1 to 726 code for a protein of 241 amino acids. The transcript has a single exon.
AUGACAUCUUAUGUGCUACUGUAUGUGUUUGCUGCAGCUAUAGCAUUGUUUACAAUGUGUGGAAACCUUUUUGUUAUAAUCUCGGUCUGUCAUUUUCAUCAACUUCACACUCCAACCAAUAUCCUUAUUCUGUCUCUUGCAAUGUCUGAUUUUCUGGUUGGUUUAUUUGUGAUGCCCGUACAUGUCCUGAUUUGGAUUGAAUCAUGCUCACUGUUUGAGCCAAUAUUUUGUUCCUUCUCUAAUAUGAUUAGUUUCCAUUUAACAUUUGUCUCCGUAUAUAAUAUUUCUUUCAUUGCGAUGGACCGUUAUUUUGCCUUAAGUAACCCUUUCCUCUACUCCAAGAAAGUUUCAGUGUUAUUAGCUUUUAUUAUAACAACACAUGUCUGGAUUGUGUCCCUGUUUUACAACUGUGCACUUCUUUACUUAAAUGGGAAUUUCAACCAUGUAUGUCCAGGUAGAUGUCUUCCUCGCAUGGAUGAGCUGUGGUUUACUGCUGAUGUUGUAAUUGUUUUUAUUUUGCCAUGUGCUACCAUUAUAAUUCUAUACAUGAACGUUUUCUUCAUAGCUAGAAGGCACGCAGUUGCAAUCAGAGCAACAUUACAGGACAGACAAAGAGUGAAUGACCAGAGCAAUGUUUACUCGUCAAAAUCAGAGAGGAAAGCUGCCAAAGUCCUUGGAAUUCUUGUAUCAGUGUUUUUGAUAUGUUUAAUACCCUAUUAUAUUUAG